GGCAGGGCCGAGGUGGAAACGCUACUUCGGCUGUGAGCCUUCAGGCUAUCAACUUGACUUCAGCUCUUUAGCGUCUACGGCUUGGUCUUCAGCUAUGGGAAUUGUCUACAGCGUUGGAGAGGUUGACCACCUCUACACCUUCUUUGUGCAAUGGUCUCCAGACAUCUACAGCAAAGGCAAGAAGAAGCGCUGCAAGGCCUACAACAACGUCAGGAAGAAACGCCAGAGCGCCUACCAUGUGGUGUCGUGGAGAAGGCCGGAACACAUCUGGGUGUUGCAGCAGCCCUGGGCCAGCAAGCCCAAGGCUGCAAAGAAGUGGGAGAUCAUCACGGUGAAGGACUCAAAGCAUCGCCUGAGUCUCUGCAGCUCUGUGGAGUCUGAGGUGGAUGAGACCGAGUACCAGGAGGCUGAGGAUGAUUUUCCUGUGCUGAGCCAUGCCAGCCAGCUGCUGGAUGACUUUCGCCUACAGAAGAUUGCAGCUAACUUGCCUCCAAGGACCCAGGGGUAUCCGUGGCAACUAGUUUAUAGCACUAUCAACCAUGGGAGCAGCCUAAAGACGCUCUACAGGAACAUGGCCGACCUGGACAGCCCCGUGCUGCUGGUCAUCAGAGACAUGCACAAAAAGGUGUUUGGAGCUUUUUCUUCGGAUCCAUUCAGAGUCAGUAAAUACUGCUACGGAACAGGCGAGACCUUCUUGUUCAGCUUCAACCCUGACUUCCAGCAAUACAGGUGGAGCGGGGAGAACUCCUACUUUGUGAACGGCAACUGGGAAUCUCUGCAGAUUGGUGGAGGAGGGGCUGGCUUUGCUCUCUGGUUGGAUGCUGACUUGUACCACGGCGCCAGCUUUUCCUGCCCCACCUUCCGCAACGCUCCUCUUUCCACCAAUGAAGACUUCAUCGUGCAAGACGUUGAAGUCUGGACUGUGCAGAACUGAACGGGGAAGCAUUAAGAAAUUAAGGUUUCCUGUCUGAAGUUAUGACACUUCAAGGUCAGCCAACCCGUGUGCUGCAUCCAGACGGAGCAUCCGCCGUCAGAGACGCAUCGGCACCAGAGCAACCUGCGCAGCACGAAGCCGUACGCGACUGGUUCCCUCGGUGGGCUUCCUGCUCGGUGAACUGGGACUGUUGGAAGCGAGUGGCGACUUGAAAUCCCACAAUUCAUGCUUCCUGUUCCUGUAAACCCCUCUGGGUGUUCACUGCAGUCACCCCCGCCGGUGGCCUUCUGCAAUCCUGAAAAGCAUUUCGACGCAACGUUCACACUGAAAGACGUGUUUGUUUACAGUUCUAAAAUUGUAUGCAUGGCCUGUGAUGUGUGUGUGUGUGUGUGUUUAUACCUGCUUGUGCAUUAUUUGCUUGAUGGUAAAAAAACACUGUAACAGGAUAGUAGAUACAGCUGCCUGUCUGAGCUGGUUUCAUUUCAGUGUAACUCCUUCGACCAGACCAAAUCUGACGAGGUGAGAUAAAGCACUGCUUUGCACUACGACUAGCGAACUGUAAUCUGUACAUGUGGUGAGUGAGGAGGAAGUGAAAACUAACCGUUAACCGUCUAAUGUAAUGCCACUAUGUUCCUCUUUGGAGUAUAUAGCUGUAAGAUACAAAUAAUUAAUGUUUGAAAUCUUUGGCUUAUUUUUGUAUGUGAUUAUUUAUAGAUAAAUCCUUUUUUUAUAUACGGAAAAUUUGAAACGAGAAACUAAAGCACAUUUUUGCUUGUAUGUCUGUUUGGUUUAUUUGUUUGCGCGCGAGUCUGGUUCUGACGGGCAGUGCUGGCACCGCCGCAGUUCUUUUUCCUGGAAAAGAUGUGUGUUUCAGUAAAAUGACAUGUUGUUAAGCUUUUCUUUUGGAAUUGAUUAAGCUUAAUAAAAUUAAAAAAAAUAGAGAUGUUGUCAAACGUAAAA
Messenger RNA from Xiphophorus hellerii (green swordtail), 1894 nucleotides. It is a transcript of the gene ncoa7a, whose product is annotated as nuclear receptor coactivator 7a. The transcript has 7 exons. Gene Ontology annotation, cellular component: nucleus. Bases 95 to 934 code for a protein of 279 amino acids. Gene Ontology annotation, biological process: response to oxidative stress; regulation of transcription by RNA polymerase II. NCBI's taxonomy places the organism in Eukaryota, Metazoa, Chordata, Actinopteri, Cyprinodontiformes, Poeciliidae. The record is from RefSeq and is a predicted model, not a curated record.